AAAAAUCAAUUCUCGGCCACAUGACCCGUUGAUAAUAGAUUGAUUUUGAGUCUUCACACACCAACUUCACACAAAGAGGCAUCUCAUCCCAAUCUCCUUCUACGCAGUCGAUUCAAAAACUUGAUUUUAAUUUUGUAAUCACCAAAAAUAAUGGAAGCUUUUCUAGAGGAGUUUCAACAUCUUAAAAUCCAACUGGAAGAUAUAAAGUCAGCCACCAGCAACUUUGAUACGAUCAACGUUAUCGGAAAAGGUGGAUUCGGGAUGGUUUACAAAGGAGUACUUUCCAACUGUAACGACCGAAGAAUGGUUGCUGUUAAGCGUUUAGAUCGUUGCUAUGGGCAAGGAGACCCUGAAUUCUUUAAAGAGAUCCUGAUGCUUUCCCGCUAUACACAUGAAAAUCUCAUCUCUCUUGUGGGAUUUUGCGAUGAUGAUGGUGAGAAGAUCCUUGUAUACGAGCAUGCCUAUCAUGGAAGCCUCGAUUGCCAUCUAAGUAGCACUACUCUCACGUGGAGGCAACGACUCAAGAUAUGCCUUGCGGCUGCAAUUGGAUUGUGCUACCUUCAUGAUCCUAAUGAGACACAAUAUAGAAUCAUCCAUAGAGAUAUUAAAAGUUCCAACAUCCUAUUGGAUGAGAAUUGGAAUGCUAAAGUUUCAGAUAUGGGACUAUCGAAAAUAGGUCCCGCUAAUCAGAAGCACACCUUUCUUGUCUCCAAUGUUGUAGGUACGUUUGGGUAUGUAGAUCCGACUUAUGCGGAGAAGAGCAUCCUAACGAAAGAGUCAGAUGUAUACUCUUUUGGAGUCGUUUUAUUUGAAGUAUUGUGCGGGAGACUUUGCUUCGAAUCUAAAAAUGGUCAUUGUGAGAGUUUAGUGCGAAUGUGGAAAAAGAGAUGCAAACAAAAGAAAUUAGAUGAGAUUAUCUUUAAAGAUUUGAAGCAACAAAUGGAUAUGAAUUCAUUGGAAACAUUUUCAGACAUUGCCUAUCAAUGUUUGCACAAGUCUCGUGAAGUACGACCAAAGAUGUAUCAUGUUGUGGAAAAACUUGAGAUUGCGCUUCGGUUUCAGGAGAUUUAUGAAGUUGUGGAACCACCAAUAGACUAUGAUGAGAUGAGCAAGACUGCAGUACCUCCUCUGGUGUAUAGAUCCAAAGAGGAACUAAAGAGGCUUCUCUCCAAUGGAAUCUUCGUAAACGAGGAAAAAACGUGGUUUUGGUUAAAUAAGAAUGGAGAACACUGCGAAAUGAUAUCCGCAAAAGAGUGUAUGACUCCUAUUCGCUUCUCAUCUUCAGAAUAUGCACCUCCAGGUCAAAUUAAAUCAAGAUUUGGCGUAGACUACUAUCCACCAUUCUGUAGGAAAUUCAGAACACAUGUCAAACCACAAUUUUUGUCACCAUAUACCACAUACACAUCUUCGACUUUGUACUUAGCAGAUAAGAGAGAAGAUGGAUGGUUGAUGGCUGAAUUGUAUCAGUUUACCAGUGACAGGAGAAAUAUUGAUCUUGAAAUUACAUUUCUGUCUAGAUAUCCAUUGGCAGUAGAAGGCAUUGAGUUUCUUCCUCUUGAGAGAGUGGAGCAUGAAGUGUUAAAGGAUGUGGAGAUGGAUAUACAGACGAUAUCAGAUUCUGAAACAUAUUGGGAACAAAAAUUGCCUAGUGACUAUGAAGAAAUUAUAAAGUGGUCAAAAGAUAGGGUGCAAUGGACAACAAAGAAGGAACUCUACUCUAUUCUUUGCAAAGGGUUCCCAAUCCAGGAUUGUAAAGAGUGGCUAUAUCUUGCAAAAAAUGGGAAGAAAUGUCUUAUGAUAUCUGCAAGAACGUGUUUGCGAAAACAAGAGUGGAGUUGGCAGUCUUUACCCGAAUUAAGAUUUGAAGAUGUGGCUUUUGAUCUUCAUGGAAGCAGCUUCUGGUUAAGCUGCAAAUCCAAAUUAUUGUCACCAGAAAAAAUAUACGCAAUUUAUCUUGUUUACAAAUUACAAGAAAACCAUUUUGGAUUUGAAGCUCCUGUGAAAGUGACAGAUGUUAUUGCUAGACGUACUUAUGAGAGGAAUCAUUCAUGGUAUAUUUUUUUUCUUAGUCCUCAAACUCCGGUGCUUAGACGGAAGGUUUAUCAAAACGCCCACAACCCAUUGAAUAGACCCAAAAUAAAAGGACUUCCACAACAAAGAAAUGAUGGUUGGAUGAAAGUACAAGUAUGGGAAUUUCAAACCAAUACUAACACUAAACGGCUUCCGGAUGAACUUUUAUUAACCUUUUUCAAUAACAAUUUGCCUAGAGGGCUUAUCGUUCAAGGGGUUGAGGUUGAACAUAUAUAACUUCUUUUAUUUAUGAUUGAUCAUGAACUAUUUGUAUAAGUUAGCUUUAAUUUUAUUUCUUACACUUCUUCUUUCUGUUGGAGUAAUUCAAAGAAAAAG
Messenger RNA from Lactuca saligna, 2406 nucleotides. NCBI's taxonomy places the organism in Eukaryota, Viridiplantae, Streptophyta, Magnoliopsida, Asterales, Asteraceae. The record is from the annotation of a GenBank genome assembly.